CCUAUACCGGGGGUCCUGAUGCACAGCCAGCCCCCGUCACAACUGCGUCAGCACUGAUGAGCUCAGCGUUCCCUGUAGGGAGGGGGAGAGCAGCUCCGAACAGGGGAUGAGAGAGAGAGUGAGACAGAGAGAGAGAGAGAGAAACGGGGUGUUGCCGCCUCUGAGACACACUCACGCAUCACUGAGGAAAAGCAGCAAGGCGCGGACAGAUCUUUCCUCCAUCUUUCUCUCUGGAAAAAAACAGGGCAUCUUUUCAAUUAUUCAAGCCCAACUGAGAAAAAUUAGGGCCGAAGGAUUGUGAAAUAUACUUUAGUGCGACACUAGGCAAGUGUCUGCUCAGUGGAAAAGAGAAAGGGGGGAGCUCGUUGGAAAAGCAGGCGGACAGUUUCAGCACCUUGGUCAGUGACAAUGGCUCCAUUUGUGGCGGAGGGAGAUCAGCUCGUGGCAGUGCCAGUAGGUGUUGCAGUGAUGAGUGUCUUUGGCCUUGUCUUUACUGCUUCAGCAUUUGCAUGGAUAUGUUGCCAGCGCAAAAACACCAAAUCCCAGAUGACACCACCUUACAAGUUUGUGCACAUGCUCAAAGGGGUCGACAUCUACCCUGAGAGCCUCAGCAACAAGAAAAAGUUUGCUGCAGCUGCUACUGCAACAACUAAUGACAGCAACAAAACUGAUGUAAAUGGAAAUUGUCAUACUGCAUCACUAAUGAGUCAUGCCGGUAAUGGGAAAGUGGCGGCAAGUCCAAAUGAUUCUAGACAGGUUCUGCACCUGGAUCUGGAGAAACGGGACUUGAAUGGCAACUUCACAACCAAAUCAUUUAAUCCUCCCCACCCGAAGGUGCGAAGCUCACCAGACUUGGAGCUGCCCUCUCCACAUGCAGGUUUCACCCAACCUGGAAUGAUUGACCACCAUGACCUCCCUUCACCAUCAAGCACCCUCUCAAGCCAGGCACCUACCCCAGCUGUUGACAAGCCCCAGGGAGAGGAAAAGGAGGGUGGGCUGGGAACUCUCCAUUUUUCUCUUGAAUACCAGCCAGAGAAAAAAGCAUUUGUUGUCCAUAUUAAGGAAGCCCAUGGUCUGACCCCAACUGAUGAUCAGUCGCUGACCUCUGACCCCUACAUCAAGCUUACGCUGCUGCCAGAGAAAAAGCACAGAGUUAAGACCAGAGUUCUAAGGAAGACCCUGGACCCUGCCUUUGAUGAGACCUUCAGCUUCUAUGGAAUCCCACUUGCUAGAGUGUCUGAGUUGGCACUUCACUUCAUGGUACUGAGUUUUGAUAGGUUCUCCCGUGAUGAGGUCAUUGGAGAGACCCUUGUACCCUUGUCUGGGAUUGACUUAUCAGAAGGGCGUGUCCUGAUGAGCCGUGAGAUUAUCAAGAAGAAUGUCAAGAAGUCAAGAGGCCGUGGCGAGUUGCUGCUCUCCCUGUGUUACCAGUCUACCACUAAUACUCUGACUGUGGUUGUGCUAAAAGCUCGCCACCUGCCAAAGACGCAAGACAAUGGACCUACAGAUCCCUACGUCAAGGUCAACAUGUACCAUGGGAAGAAACGUGUGUGCAAGAAGAAGACGCAUGUGAAGAAGUGUUCACCCAACCCCGUCUUUAACGAGCUCUUUGUCUUUGAUCUGCCUUCUGAUGAGGGCCUGAUGGACACCAGUGUAGAGCUUCUGCUGAUGGACUCUGACACAGGAAGCUCACGCUCUCCCAACACCACCAUAGGGCGCCUGGUACUAGGCACAUCUGUGGUGGGCAUCCCUGGUGAGCACUGGAGAGAGAUCUGUGACCAUCCACGUCGGCAGAUCGCCAAAUGGCACAUCUUGUCAGAAGAUUAAAACCCUGUUGUGUUGUCCGAUUCCUUUAUUGAUAACUGAUCUAGUCAAACAUUGAGAGGGAUGGAAUGAGAGAGUGCAAGAUUUAUUGUAAAAGUUUCUCAGUAGUCUAUGGACUGUGUGUGUGCAUGUGUGUGCGUGUGUGUGAGUGUGUGUGAGUGUGUGUGUGAGUGUGUGUGCGCGCGCCCGUGUGUUGGAGUGGGCAUUUGGGAUUUCAUCUCUUUCAACACUUAUCUUUGAAGUUAUUGGGGUUCACUGGGGACAGUUGGGCAUGACAAAGGGACCACAUAGCUUUAAAUGAUCCCAAAGACUGUCACUGAAAAUCAUUUGGUAACAUGCAACUUUAUCUCCACAUAAACAACCAAUUGUAACAGUAAUUGAGUGCAGUGCAGAAUUUCUUAAACAUUGCUAUUGUUUUCUCUUCUUGUAACUUCGUUUUUUCCUCUUUUUUUCCUUCUUUGAAUAUGAAUCUACUUUAUGAAAACCAGGAUGAACCGCAUCUUGGAAAUGCUGUAAAAAUGUAUUAUUAAAAUUUGUUUUAUAACAACAUUUUCUUCAUAUAGAAGUGGAAUGUUUUUAAUUUAUGGUUGUAUUUUUACUCUGAGAGUUAAUUUCUUUACAUUUUUUUAACAUUUUUUUAAAGUGGUUUUUGCCAUUAAGAAUGGGGAGGUGGUUUAAAAUAAGACAGGAACGGCCAGAGUACAUUGAGGACAGUUAACUGUUCUUUGUGUGUGCGUGUGUGUGUGCGCAUGUGUGUGUGUCAGUGUCUGUGUUUUGAUACGCAAGUGCUUGUGCUGAUGCAACUGUCUGAAUGUAUGAUUGCACAUGUUUGUAAGCUAUGGAGCAAUGCCACAUAAUGUUUCUGUUGGUGUUUUGUCCCUGUUACUUUAAGCACAUAGACAGCUGAAGUGUAAAUGUAUGAAUCUUACUAUAAAAUAUGGCAAGUUCUGAGG
Notolabrus celidotus (New Zealand spotty) is the source of this 2777-nucleotide messenger RNA. RefSeq names its product synaptotagmin IV (gene syt4). The transcript is spliced from 5 exons. The record is from RefSeq and is a predicted model, not a curated record. Gene Ontology annotation, biological process: regulation of dopamine secretion; cellular response to calcium ion; regulation of calcium ion-dependent exocytosis. Gene Ontology annotation, molecular function: calcium ion binding; SNARE binding; clathrin binding. Lineage: Eukaryota; Metazoa; Chordata; Actinopteri; Labriformes; Labridae. The coding region runs from base 409 to 1827 and encodes 472 amino acids. Gene Ontology annotation, cellular component: membrane; axon; synapse.